GAAACGUUUUCAAGAGUUCCGCCGCCGUCGUCGGCCCUACCUAGACGGAGGCGAGGGUUGGGAUGCGGAAGCGACUAGAACAUGCACGAAUGAAGGGAUGCACGGAUGCUGUGGUCAGCAACAACUCUACCACGCUGAUACGAGGAAGCAGCACCCCCGUACCUCGACUUGGCCUUGAUGCAACUGCUGCGACCACCGCGAUCAACCAAUCCGACGCUGUUGUCAACGAAGACGAUGCUGAGGAGGAUGUAGAAUCUACAGAAGGCGAUCAUGAAGAUGCAUGUGAGGAUGCCGAGGAUGCUGUAGAGGACGAGGAGGAGGACGACGACGAGUCGACCCCCGAGAGCCCGUCGGCCGCGUCGGUAAGCAUGAAAGUAAUGCACAGCCGAUAUCCCAAUCGGCCGGCCGUCGUGUGCUUCGACUACCCCUUGGAUCUACAUGUCACUCGAACGUACGGCGCCGGGAUCGUCGUGGAAGACGUCGACGCGACGACGGCGGCCCCUGUGUUGUUCAAGAGUUAUUGGGAGCGCAAUUGUAUCAAAAACGCCUUCUUCCGCGCUGGCCUCGUGCGUGUCCACGCGGGCAAAAAGUGGACCGCCGCGUGGGUCAAGCACAUGCCGAGGAGCAAAUUCAAGCUGCUGCAGCCCCACCAACGGAUCAACCACUUUCCUGAUCCGUGGGUGAUUGGGCGCAAGGAUCGCCUCAUGAAGGCGCUGGUCGCCAUGAAGCGAAAGUUUGGAGCCGACUACAGCUUCAUUCCCGACGGGUACGUCCUGCCAUCCCAGCGCGAUAUGUUUCUCCGGUGUUUGGACCGCGACGCCAUGUCAGCAACGUCGUCGUUCUCGCAGUCGCUUUGGAUUGUCAAACCGCCGGCGUCCGCAUGUGGCCGCGGGAUUAAGGUCAUCCACGCCUCCCAGGUGGACACUCUGAAAAAAGCCAAGAAACUCGUCGUCCAGCGCUACGUGUCGUCGCCGUACCUGAUCAACGGGUUCAAGUUUGACCUUCGCAUUUACGUCCUGGUCACAAGCUUUGAUCCGCUGCGCAUCUACUUGUUCCAAGAAGGUCUCGCGCGGUUCUGUACAGUCAAGUACGCCAUGGCCACCCCAGCGCAGCUCAAGAACCGACUCGCGCACUUGACCAACUUCAGCGUCAACAAAGCCAGCACCACGUUCAAAGCGUCUGCCUCCGAAACGGACACGGACGGCAGCAAGUGGAGUUGGACAGCCCUCAUGGCAUAUUUGGAGGAUCAAGGCCAUGACGUGGACGUCCUCCGAUCGAAAAUGAAAGCCAUCAUCUGCAAAACUCUCAUCGCUGCCGAAGCGCACAUCACGCCGCUCACGCAAACGUUUGUCAAGCACCGGAAUGUGUGCUACGAACUGUUUGGGUUUGACCUGAUGGUCGACUCGGCACUGGAGCCGUGGCUGAUUGAAGUGAACGUGUCGCCGUCGCUCAUGGGAUCGUCGCCGCUGGAUAAGCGUAUCAAGGGCUUGCUCAUGAGUGACAUCUUUCACCUCGUGGGGCAUCCAGCGCCGACCUCCUCGUCAUCGCCUCCCCACGCGGACCUUCCGCCGCUCAUUCGCUCCUCCAAAUCCGCAGCCGCCCUCUCCGCCGGUACCAGCCCGACCCCCAACAAACCCCCCAAGUCGAUGCAGUCCCCCCUUGUGGCCCGCAAACAACUGCUUGAAGUUCUCCAUGACCCGAACAUCCGGUCGUUAACUUUACAGCACAUUGCGCUCUUCCGAGAAGACGACUGGGAUAUUGUCCUGUCCAUGGAAGACGAAGCCGAUCGCGUCGGGCAUUUUGAACGAAUCUACCCCGCCGCAGACGCUGCCACGUAUGCGCCGUACUUUUCCGUGUCUCGGUAUGCUAACCGACUUUGCGAGAAGUGGAGGGCCAUGCAGCCCCCGUAUAAACCCCAUUCCUUAUCAAACACAACAACCACGUCCCCCGUUCCCCCGUCCUCCGUCACGCGACCCCCCGCCCUUCUCCGGCGACACUCCACCCAACAACAACAACUAAAGCCAGUGAAAACGUUGUCGUAGUAUAACAUGUCUGUGGAACCUGUAAUGCCGAGUGUGGGGGUGCAAUAUAUAUGGAUGCGUGUUGGAGCCACAUGAUUAGCACCUAAAAUGCCUUAUAUACAUUGCACAACACAAGAGUUGCAUCGAAAUGUGGUG
Molecule: messenger RNA, 2177 nt
Organism: Aphanomyces astaci
Lineage: Eukaryota; Oomycota; Saprolegniomycetes; Saprolegniales; Verrucalvaceae
Exons: 3
Coding region: 63-2042 (659 amino acids)
Biological process (GO): microtubule cytoskeleton organization; protein polyglutamylation
Cellular component (GO): cilium
Molecular function (GO): tubulin binding; tubulin-glutamic acid ligase activity
Source: RefSeq, a predicted model, not a curated record